This is a messenger RNA of Fusarium falciforme, 1662 nucleotides long. Its product is annotated as Peptidase A1 domain-containing protein. The transcript has a single exon. The record is from RefSeq and is a predicted model, not a curated record. The coding region runs from base 1 to 1662 and encodes 553 amino acids. Lineage: Eukaryota; Fungi; Ascomycota; Sordariomycetes; Hypocreales; Nectriaceae.
AUGGCCUGGACAUUCUCAACAGCCCUGGUGGCCUUCAUCCUCGCCGCCUCGGCCGAGCGAGUCCCCCGGGAGAUCAAAUGGGCCGACGGAACUAUUGGACCUGAUGGUCCCUGGAGGGCCGUGUCGGUUCAGAUGGGAGGGGAGACAAACAACAUUGGCCUAUUCCCUGGUGGUAACUGGGAGACUUGGAUGAUUGAGGAUGACUACUGCGAUAAGGGAACCUGCUACGCCUCCAAAGCAGGCACCUACGACGAAGCUUCGGGAAUCACGGGCGGUAUCCAACUGGACGGCGGUCUCGACGCCUACAUGCUCGGUCUGCAACUCGAAGGCGAGCCGGCAAAACGGUACCUGGACGACAUGGUUCUGGGCGGCAUCACCGAGACAAACGUCAGUCUCGCCCUCUUGAAGAACCAGAGGAUCAAGUAUCCCGGUGGCCAGAAGGUUCCCUUCUUCGCCGGCUGUCUGAGCAUGGGCGGCAACAAGGCCAUUAACCAGUCUUUCACUCCAAUGGACGGACCUGCUAUCAACGGCAGUCUCCCUCCUGGCUGGAUGUUUGAGAACGCGUGGACGCCCUCCAACUCUUUCGGUAUGCACAUCGGAUCAGUUCAACCCUCCAUGUCCGGAUCUCUCUGGUUCGGCGGUUACGAUCAAAACCGCAUCGUCGGCGAGAUUCUCAGCAUGAGCGGUGGACCCCGAGACGGCAUUACACUCUGGGAUGUCGGCAUCGAGGUGAUCGGCAGCAAGUCGCCCUUCGACUUCAAGUCCAAAGACGACCUCCUCGCCAAGGGAAACUCAUCCAUCGGAAGCGGACUCAAGGUCCUUAUCGACGGCUGCUCGCCGUACCUCUCCCUCCCCAAGUCGACCUGCGAUAACAUCGCCGCCGAACUCCCAGUGAAGUUUGACGAGAGCCUCGGCCUGUACCUCUGGGAUACAAAGUCGGACAAGUACGAGGAGAUUGUCACCUCGGCAUCGGCCCUGGUGUUUUCUUUCAUCUCUGACUCCAACACCGACGCCGUUAAGAUCAAUGUUCCUUUCAUGCACCUCAACCUCACCCUCACCGCGCCGCUCGUCGAUACCCCCACACCUUACUUUCCCUGUCACGUCAACGGCAAGGGACAAUAUGUUUUGGGUCGGGCAUUCCUCCAGGAUGCCUUUAUUGGAGCCAACUGGCACAAGGACUCCAACACAUGGUGGCUGGCUCAAGCUCCGGGCCGGACUAUCCAGGCCACUAACAACAUCAUCUCGAUCGAAGAGAAGGACAAGACCAUCAGCAAGGGCGGCAACGACUGGAAGGCAUCCUGGAGCGGCGUAUGGGACGACGAAGGAGUACCCGCCAAUACGCCUACACCUACACCUACAAAAGAACCAUCCAACGCGGUCCCCGAAGACGAGGGCCUGUCGACAGGCGCAAAGGCCGGCAUUGGUGUUGGUAUUGCCGCAGGUGUCCUGGCCAUGGCGGGACUCGGCAUCUUCUUCUGGCGCCGUCGCCGACAGCAACAGACUCCCCCUCCCGAGACGUCGCAGGUUGCAUAUACACCAGCCUCAGAAGCGGCCUACUCCGUGAACGCCGCGAAGUGGCCGCCGAGCGAGCUGCCUCACGAGAGACCUCCCCAGGAGAUGCAAGGCACACCGACGACACAACCCAGAUACGAGUUGGCCUGA